Messenger RNA from Aspergillus niger, 492 nucleotides. RefSeq lists its product as hypothetical. The transcript has 4 exons. The record is from RefSeq and is a predicted model, not a curated record. NCBI's taxonomy places the organism in Eukaryota, Fungi, Ascomycota, Eurotiomycetes, Eurotiales, Aspergillaceae. Bases 1 to 492 code for a protein of 163 amino acids.
AUGCUUGCGAACAACUUUCAGAGAUCCGUGGAUUCAGCCACUAAGUCUGGAGAUAAACGCCAGCCCUCGAUUUUGUCGAGUUACAUGAGCCAACAAGAGCUACAUACUGGGGAUAACGCACAGCGGUCUCAUAAUGGGCUUUUCCACUGCCUUGUGCUUGCCGGCGAAAAUAGAUUGCGAUGCGAUACAGCCUUAAAAUUGUCAAGGGCCCGAGAAGAUAAUCCAACCUUUUUGGUAGACUCUUUAGGUUUUGUAGGCAUCGAAAGUGCUCCCGUCAUUGGCCGAUGUGGGGUUUUGCCUAGUGUACCCCCAAAUGCGACACCCCUUUUUUAUGAUCUGGCCGGAGAUGGUUCGUAUCUGUCGGAUCCGACAGAUAAGUCACCUCGUGGUAGUCGUGGCCCCGAUGGGCACGCAGAAGAAAAGAGAAGAAAAGAAACGGUGGGGGCUUUCGAAGAUACAAAAGAACGUUUGAUUUGUCCUUGCUACCAUUAG